Racocetra fulgida is the source of this 168-nucleotide messenger RNA. Lineage: Eukaryota; Fungi; Glomeromycota; Glomeromycetes; Diversisporales; Gigasporaceae. The record is from the annotation of a GenBank genome assembly.
AUGAUGCUAACAGCUAUUAAUACAUCAACAAAAGUGAUGAAACCUAUUAUGCCACCCACUAUUGCACCUGUUUUGAAUGAUGUGGAUGUUGGUGAAGGUAAAAAGGUACCUGUAGUUCCAUUUAUAAAGUUUGUUAAUUAUAAAUCUUUCAAACAUUUGGAUUUUUAA